This is a messenger RNA of Erinaceus europaeus (western European hedgehog), 6394 nucleotides long. It is a transcript of the gene DIP2A, whose product is annotated as disco interacting protein 2 homolog A. Gene Ontology annotation, cellular component: cell surface. The record is from RefSeq and is a predicted model, not a curated record. Bases 117 to 4799 code for a protein of 1560 amino acids. NCBI's taxonomy places the organism in Eukaryota, Metazoa, Chordata, Mammalia, Eulipotyphla, Erinaceidae. The transcript has 39 exons.
UCCGCGCAAGCGCAGUGCGGGAGCCGCGCGCUCGUGCCCGAGCUCGUGGCCGCGCGGAGCAGCUGGACCGCGCCCCUGCCGCCUGCCAGACGGGUCAGGCCCGGUUCGGCGGCGUCAUGGCCGGUCCGGGUCCGCUGGGGGAGGCGCUGCCGCCCGACCUGCGCGCCAGCCUGGCCGAGCUGGAGCUGGAGCUGUCGGAGGGUGACAUCACUCAAAAAGGGUAUGAGAAGAAAAAAGCAAAGCUGCUUGCACGGUACAUGCCACUUACUCAAGUAGAUCCAGCUCUGCCAACAGAGACCAGGAUACCUGCACCCAUGGCUGCAGCAUCCAGACAGCAGAAACAAUGGCCAACUAAUUCUCGGGAUGAGUGCUUCUGCUCAGAUCUCCACACGGAAGCUGUGCAGGCCGCCUUGGCGAAGUACAAGGAGCGGAAGGUGCCCAUUCCGUCCAGGAGGCGCUCUGUCCUGGUCCACUCCUCCGUGGAGACCUACACCCCCCCAGACACAUCAUCUGCCUCAGAAGAUGAGGGCUCUUUACGACGACCUGGGCAGCUCACCUCCACUCCACUCCAGAACCAUUCCAGCGUCGAGCCCUGGCUCGACCGGGCCCUUCAGGGUUCCUCCACCUCGUCCUCCACCUCUUCCACCUCAUCCCACCCAGGAGGGACUCCCGCUACUGUGCCCGCAGACCCUGCCACCCACACCCGCCUAGAUCUGCACUCAGCCCCUCCUGAUGUCACCACAGGCCUCGAGCAUCCGCACUGUGAGCGCUCCCAGCUGGCUUCUGUGAGAUGUGUCCCUCGGGGCUACAGCGGAAGCAUCCUGGAGACAGCAGGGGGUGUGCCUGUCAGCAGCAGGGUGUCCUCCAAGAUCCAGCAGCUUCUGAACACCCUGAAGAGGCCCAAACGCCCAUCCCUGAAGGAGUUCUUUGUGGACGACUUUGAAGAGUUGCUGGAAGUUCAGCAGCCUGAUCCGAAUCAGCCCCAGCCUGAGGGAAGUCAGACGGGGAUGUUGACCGGAGAGCCUGCGACACUGGGGGCUUCCUGGCCACCCUCACUGUUGGCCGCCUUGCAGCAGUGGGGCACAAUGCAGCCCAAAGCCCCUUGUCUGACCGCCUUCGACACAGCAGGGAAGGCCACCUACACCCUCACCUAUGGCAAACUUUGGAAUCGGAGUUUAAAGCUAGCUUAUACUCUCCUUACUAAACUGACUAGUAAGAAUGAACCGCUACUCAAACCUGGAGACAGAGUGGCGCUGGUGUUUCCCAACAGCGACCCUGUGAUGUUCAUGGUUGCCUUUUACGGAUGUCUCCUGGCAGAGCUGGUUCCAGUGCCGAUAGAAGUGCCGUUAACAAGAAAGGAUGCCGGCAGCCAGCAGGUGGGGUUUCUGCUGGGCAGCUGUGGCGUCACCCUGGCACUGACCACGGAUGCCUGUCAGAAGGGCCUGCCCAAGGCCCAGACUGGAGAGGUGGCGACUUUCAAAGGCUGGCCCCCCCUCGUGUGGCUGGUGAUUGACGGGAAGCACCUGGCCAAGCCCCCCAAGGACUGGCACCCCUUGACCAAGGACAUUGGGUCGGGGACGGCCUACAUUGAGUAUAAAACCAGCAAGGAAGGCAGCACGGUGGGGGUCACCGUGUCCCACGCGUCUCUGCUGGCACAGUGCAGCGCUCUGACUCAGGCCUGUGGCUACUCGGAAGCCGAGACGCUAACAAGUGUGCUGGAUUUCAAAAGGGAUGCUGGUCUGUGGCAUGCCGUGCUAACAAGCGUCCUUAACAGAAUGCGUGUGCUCAGCAUUCCGUACGCGCUGAUGAAGGUGAACCCCCUCUCCUGGGUCCAGAAAGUGUGUUCCUACAAAGCCCAGGCCGCACUGGUCAAGUCUCGAGACAUGCACUGGUCUCUCCUGGCUCAGCGGGGCCAGAGGGACCUCAGCCUCAGCUCCCUGCGCAUGCUGAUGGUGGCUGACGGCGCCAACCCAUGGUCCAUCUCAUCCUGUGAUGCCUUCCUCAAUGUCUUCCAGGCCCGGGGACUGAGGCCAGAGGUCAUCUGUCCCUGUGCCAGCUCUGCUGAGGCUCUCACGGUGGCCAUGCGCAGGCCACCUGAUCUGGGAGGGCCUCCUCCAAGAAAAGCUGUCCUGUCGAUGAACGGUCUCAGCUAUGGCGUGAUCAGAGUGGACACGGAGGAGAAGCUGUCGGUCCUCACUGUGCAGGACGUUGGCCAGGUGAUGCCUGGAGCUGACUUGUGUGUGGUGAAGCUUGAGGGAGCCCCUUAUCUCUGUAAGACCGACGAGGUUGGAGAGCUGUGUGUCAGCUCCAGUGCAACUGGUUCCACAUAUUACGGGCUGCCUGGCAUCACCAAGAACGUCUUUGAGACGGUCCCCAUCACUGCGGCAGGAGUACCCAUUUCCAACAGGCCUUUCACCAGGACUGGGCUGCUGGGCUUCAUUGGGCCUGAUGGUCUGAUCUUUGUUGUGGGCAAGCUGGACGGGCUAAUGGUGGUUGGAGUUCGCAGGCACAAUGCAGAUGACGUGGUGGCCACCGCUCUGGCUGUGGAGCCCAUGAAGUUUGUCUACAGAGGCAGGAUCGCCGUCUUCUCUGUGGCCGUGCUCCACGAGGACCGCAUUGUGUUGGUGGCCGAGCAGCGGCCGGACGCCUCUGAGGAGGACAGCUUCCAGUGGAUGAGCCGAGUGCUGCAGGCCAUCGACAGCAUCCACCAGGUGGGCGUGUACUGUCUGGCCCUGGUCCCGGCUAACACUUUGCCCAAGGCUCCCCUUGGUGGGAUCCACAUCUCUGAGACAAAGCAGCGCUUUCUGGAGGGCGCCCUGCACCCCUGCAAUGUGCUGAUGUGCCCGCACACCUGUGUCACCAACCUGCCCAAGCCCCGCCAGAAGCAGCCUGAGGUGGGACCAGCCUCCAUGAUUGUGGGAAACCUGGUUUCUGGGAAGCGGAUUGCGCAGGCCUCAGGGAGGGAGCUGGCUCAGCUGGAGGACAGCGACCAGGCCCGGAAGUUCCUGUUCCUGCCAGAUGUGCUGCAGUGGCGGGCACACACCACCCCGGACCACCUGCUCUUCCUGCUGCUGAACGCCAAGGGCACCGUCACGAGCACAGCAACCUGCAUCCAGCUGCACAAGAGGGCUGAGAGGGUGGCUGCUGCGCUGACGGAGAAGGCGAGGCUGAGUGUCGGGGACCACGUGGCCCUUGUGUACCCCCCAGGGGUGGACCUCAUCGCCGCCUUCUACGGCUGCUUGUACUGUGGCUGCGUGCCCGUCACUGUGCGCCCCCCGCACCCCCAGAACCUCGCCACCACACUCCCCACUGUGAAGAUGAUCGUGGAGGUCAGCAAGUCCUCGUGCGUCCUCACUACACAGACCAUCAUGCGGCUGCUCAGGUCCAAGGAGGCGGCCGCCGCUGUGGACAUCAGGACCUGGCCCACCAUCCUCGACACAGAUGACAUGCCCAGGAGGAAGGUGGCAAGCAUCUUCAGGCCCUCCACCCCAGACGUGUUGGCCUACCUGGACUUCAGCGUGUCCACCACAGGCAUCCUGGCUGGUGUGAAGAUGUCACACGCAGCCACCAGUGCCUUGUGUCGCUCCAUCAAGCUGCAGUGUGAGCUCUACCCCUCCCGGCAGAUCGCCAUCUGCCUGGACCCCUACUGCGGGCUGGGUUUCGCCCUGUGGUGCCUGUGCAGCGUCUACUCGGGACACCAGUCUGUGCUGGUGCCUCCGCUGGAGCUGGAGAGCAACGUGUCCCUGUGGCUGUCCGCCGUGAGCCAGUACAAGGCCCGUGUCACCUUCUGCUCCUACUCCGUGAUGGAGAUGUGCACCAAGGGCCUGGGCACACAGACCGCUGUCCUCAGGAUGAAGGGGGUGAGUCUGUCCUGUGUGCGCACCUGCAUGGUGGUGGCCGAGGAGCGGCCCCGCCUCGCCCUGACACAGUCCUUCUGCAAGCUCUUCAGGGACCUGGGGUUGCCUGCCCGUUCCGUCAGCACCACCUUUGGGUGCCGAGUCAACGUGGCCAUCUGCCUCCAGCCCAACAGGCUGGGAAAGCUGGCUGAGCAGGGCACGGCCGGCCCAGACCCCACCACCGUCUACGUGGACAUGAGGGCACUGCGGCACGACAGAGUGCGCCUGGUGGAACGUGGUUCUCCACACAGCCUGCCGCUGACGGAGUCUGGGAAGAUUCUCCCCGGAGUGAAGGUCAUCAUUGCGCACACAGAAACCAAGGGGCCACUUGGAGACUCACACCUGGGCGAGAUCUGGGUGAGCAGUCCUCAUAACGCCACCGGAUACUACACAGUCUACGGGGAGGAGGCACUGCAUGCUGAUCACUUCAGUGCCCGGCUAAGCUUUGGAGACACACAGACCAUCUGGGCGAGGACUGGCUACCUUGGCUUCCUCCGCCGGACAGAGCUCACCGAUGCCAGUGGAGAGCGCCAUGACGCCCUCUACGUGGUGGGGGCUUUGGAUGAGACGCUGGAGCUCCGUGGCAUGCGCUACCACCCCGUCGACAUUGAGACGUCCGUCACCCGCGCCCACAGAAGCAUCGCUGAGUGCGCCGUGUUCACGUGGACCAACCUUCUGGUGGUGGUGGUGGAGCUGGACGGGCUGGAGCAGGAGGCCCUGGACCUCGUGGUGCUGGUGACCAACGUGGUGCUGGAGGAGCACCACCUGGUGGUGGGUGUGGUGGUGGUCGUGGACCCGGGCGUCAUCCCCAUCAACUCUCGUGGUGAGAAGCAGCGCAUGCACCUGCGCGACGGCUUCCUGGCAGACCAGCUGGACCCCAUCUACGUGGCCUACAACAUGUGACAGGUGGUGCUCUGGCGUGGAGGGGGUGCGGCCGGCCAGGUGGGGACACACUGCCACCCCUGUGUCAGCUCCAGGUGUGGGCAUGAGCGAGAGCCUCAGAAACCCUGGGCUCAGCUCUGCCUCAGCAGACCCACCUCUUUCCAGAAAGUUCUCAAAAACAGACAUAGUAUUUGAAGAGAUGGGCGUCCGAGCCUGGAGCAGGCAAGGGGCCUGUGGGGUGGCUGGCCUUCUCUGCUGUAUUACGAGUUUGCACUUGAAAAUCAGAAUUCUGAUGUAGAGAAUUUAGCUGUUGAUCCUGCUUCAUAUGGCGUUAUAUUGGGAAGAGCGCUGAGGCCUCACUUCUGGGAGGAGCAGAGCCCAUGGGGUGGGGGCUGCGGCCCCUCCCUAUACCCAGACCCCAGGUGGGGCAUUGGGGUCACAGUGGCAACCUCUCUGCCCCAGGUCUGCAGGCUCACACUCUGCCAAAAAAGCACGCGAACCCCUUUCCUGGGUUUGCAGUUUCAUACUGUGUAGAAAAAGUGUCUUGUUUUGUUUUUCAUUUCGUGUUUUUUUUUUGUUUUUUUUUUUACCAGAGCCCUGCUCAGCUCUGGCUUGUGGAGGUACUGGGGUUUGAACUGGGAGCCGUCAGUGCCUCAGGCUUGAGAAUCUGUUUGCAGAGCCACUGUGCUGUCUCCCCCACCUGACGAACCGCCUGUUGUUGUGGCAUCUCAGUGGAAACUGCUCAGUUACCUCUGCUCCAAGUCAGCAGACUGGGAGCUCUGGUGACAGGCUUGAAUCUGCCAUCCUUGAUGCUGGUGCUGUGCCCUGUGUGGGACACAGAGCCCCCUGGGCCUACCUCCAGGGUCAUCAAGGACGUCAGCCUUGCCCUUUGAGCCUUGACAUUUUGAGUUGUGGCCCUGGAGAAUUCAACCAAACCAUAUUCAGUUAUUUUAUUCAGACUUGACUGACCUGGUCAGUCUGACCUCACAGUGAAUCUAAAUGAGAAUAUAAAACCCUUUAGACCCUUACGAGCAGUCGAGGUGGUCAAGUUUGAAUCUAACGCAUAGCUGAGUUUCAUAUAGUUGACAAAGAGUACGCCACAGAGUUGUUGGAUUUGGGAGAACAGUGGGUGGAAAAGCCGGUGAUUUGUGUAUGUGUCCUAGAAACAGCCAGGCUCCUCUAGUUGUCCGGAUCAGUGCCUGACAGAGUUCAGUUCUCCACCACCUUCAGCUCUCCCACAUGAGGCUGCCACCUGGGCUCUUACUUUACACCGAGCAGCCCUCACACUGGCUCUGCUGGUGGUGGCCAUUGCCUUCUGCAGUGGGUCACAGCGUCUGGGAUUCUGAUAGUUCUUGGAGUUAUGUACAUAGUUCCUGUAACAUAUUGCUUGACAUAAAGCGACCGUGGACUAACAGACACAGGGCAAGGGAUUGGCCAGCUCUCAUGUAACAUGCUUUUAUAGUGAAUGCUGGAACAUUUUUGUGCGGAGAUCCAGUAACACUAGAUUUCUGAGAAGGUCAUUAAAAUGUUUUAAAGUUACUCUCUUGGAACUGUAUAUCAUACUCAGUUUUUUUUUUGUAUCAUCAUGUUAAUAAAAGUUAUUCUUUGUAACUCUG